This is a messenger RNA of Cyprinodon variegatus (sheepshead minnow), 1037 nucleotides long. RefSeq names its product motor neuron and pancreas homeobox 1 (gene mnx1). Lineage: Eukaryota; Metazoa; Chordata; Actinopteri; Cyprinodontiformes; Cyprinodontidae. The record is from RefSeq and is a predicted model, not a curated record. Gene Ontology annotation, molecular function: DNA-binding transcription factor activity, RNA polymerase II-specific; sequence-specific double-stranded DNA binding. Gene Ontology annotation, cellular component: nucleus. Bases 71 to 1024 code for a protein of 317 amino acids. Gene Ontology annotation, biological process: regulation of DNA-templated transcription; endocrine pancreas development; neuron projection morphogenesis. The transcript is spliced from 3 exons.
GAAAACAGGACUGAUUUCUCCAUCACUUUAGCGGCCGCAGAGGCAACCGGGACGCGCACCGGCCGAACCAAUGGAGAAAUCCAAAAACUUUCGCAUCGACGCGCUUCUAGCAGUCGAUACACCCAAGGCGCAGACCUCACCGCUGGCACUUGUGACUUCCCUCUCCUCAUCCUCUGCCUCUUCAUCCUCCAUCCCACAGUCAGGAGGCGGAGCUGCCCCGGAGCUCUCAGCCGCGGCCGAGUCUUUACGCGCCGAGACGCCGCCGUCUCCGCCGAGGGUUUCCACCUGCGGUCUGAUUCCCAAGCCGGGGUUCCUGAACAGCGCGCACGGCAUGGUGGGACUACACCCGCAGAGCAGCGGGGGGAUCCCGGCGCAGGCUCUCUACGGUCAUCCCAUGUAUUCAUACUCCGCCGCUGCGCUCACGGGCCAACAUCCCGCACUGUCCUACUCCUACCCGCAUCACCACCACACUAGUGAUCCCAUUAAACUGACGGCCAGCACCUUCCAGCUGGAUCACUGGCUGAGAGUGUCCACAGCUGGGAUGAUGCUCCCAAAAAUGUCCGAUUUUAAUGCUCAGACACAGUCCAACCUACUGGGCAAGUGCAGAAGACCGAGGACAGCAUUCACCAGUCAGCAGCUGCUGGAGCUGGAGCAUCAGUUCAAGCUGAACAAGUAUUUGUCAAGACCAAAGCGAUUCGAGGUGGCCACGUCGCUCAUGUUAACAGAAACUCAGGUAAAGAUUUGGUUCCAGAACAGACGCAUGAAAUGGAAGAGGAGCAAGAAGGCCAAAGAGCAGGCCGCUCAGGAGGCGGAGAAACUAAAAGGCACAAACAAGAGCGGCCAGGAGAAAUCAGACGGACUCGAUCAGUCGGAUUUUCACAGCAAGACAGAUUCAAAAAAUGGCAGGAUAAGAGACUUCAGGGACAGUGACGAUGAGGGUGACAAUUUCCUCUACAACUCUUCGGAUUGCUCCUCGGAUGAAGAGCGGAAUCAAAACAGUGACGUCAGUCCGCAACCUAACUGAACUGACUGAAUAU